AUGACGACAACGAUUGAAAAACCAAAAUUUGAUUUUUCCUUGCCAAAAUAUUCUGACAGUGUAAUCGCGAAAAUAGAUAACGCUACAAGGAAUAUUUCUGAAAGUCAAUCAGGCGCGAACCUGUUAACUACUAGUCGACCGGAUAUAAUCAAACCCCCAACCAGUAAAUUCUUAGAAGGCAAUUCGGCCUUUUCUAAAGUAGGGAUAUUAGACCCAUCGACUGGGACUAUAAAAAAAAGGUUGACCAGUGACUGGCCCAAUCCUGGCAAACUAUCUCGCCAGUAUUUAGACGACCCUAAACCUGGCCCAAUCAAGGCGCUAGACAGGCCCAGUCAAGGGCCAAGCCUGGCCCAGUUUUCUAACAGGGCUCUAUCUAGUUCGAGUCUAAUUGAACUAGAUUCAGAAAGUCUAAUUGAUCAAACGAUGAACCAGGGCUCAUCCAACCUAGAUGUUGACUCGCCCAUGGAUCAAUUCAGACUAAAAUAUAAAGAUCACGAAAAAUCUAACCUUUUUAGACCGAUUAGUUGUCAACGCGCAACAAACGCGGAGUUUAACGCUGAACAUGCGCAUUUGAAAGAAAAUCGGCUCUCAACCAAUCGAAAUAAGCGAAAUGAAAUCCGUUGUCAGUUGUCCCCAAACCUCGAUCGCGAGCAGGUCGCAGCUUCCUCUAGAAAACCCCUAGAUUCAAUUGUUCGCAAAUGGAAUAUAAAAUUCGCGGGGGAUAGUACGGUUAGUGUUGAGGAGUUUUUGGAACGCGUGGACGAUAUGUUAGAAAUCUCGUCAAUCACAAGUGGAGAGGUCCUUCGCGCCGCAGUUCUUUUGCUUGACGGUAUAGCACUCCACUGGUACAGGCAGAAUAAACAUAACUGGUCCACAUGGGACCAAUUUAAAUCAGCAUGUCGUGCUAGGUUUGGUGACGUAAAUUAUCAAUGGCGACUUGAAGAUCAGGUGACUAAUAGAAUUCAAGGCGCGGGUGAAUCCACUGCCAAUUACAUUACCUGUAUGCGUGGUUUGUAUCGAAAAUUCAACCGUGUCGUGACGAAUACCGAAAUGUUAGAUAGAGUUUACAUGAAUAUGCAACCUGAACUUAAGAAAUGCAUUAAACGUCGAGAAUUUAUGAACUUAGAAGAGUUAUCUCUCAUUGCGGCGGACGUUGAGCGAAUGUUAAGUUCUCUCACGGUCGAGAGAAAACCACAAAAACCGGAAGACUCAUUUUUCCCCGAAUUCGCUUUUGCGGGUAAAAUUAAAGAAAAACCGGUGGCUCCAAAUAAUAUUAAGAAAGAUUCAGACCCAGCUAUCGAUAAAUUAAUUAACAUGUUUAGUGCAUUGUCCGAUAAGAUUGAGAAAAUCUCAAAAGGAAAUCAAAAUUCCCCUUCGGAUUCAAAUGCAAAGAGACAAAAUAACUCGGGUAAAAAGAAUCAAGAUAAUAGAAAUCCGAAUAAAAAUAACGAUAAACCUAAGCGUACGGAAUUUCGCGAGGCAGUUAAACAACCCCCUUGUUUUAAUUGUCAAGGAAAGGACCAUUCGUGGAAAGAAUGUAAAAUAACUUGGAAGAAAUUCUGCUUCAUUUGCGGUGUUCAGGAAAAAGAUACAAAUAACUUGACCCAAGAUUCGGCACAUGUUAAGUGUCGCGAAUCUGGUAUUAACCUUGAUGAAUUGUGUGGAAUCGGGCCUCACUCGAGACCAUACAUUAAAUUGUUAAUUGGUGGUGCUGAAGUUCAGGCACUGGUUGACCCUGGCUCUUCUAAAACUUACUUGAACGCUAUUGGUAAAUCAAUCGUAGAGUUAAAUGGUAAUAAAAUAAAGGAACUUGAAUCGGGUCACGUAAUGUUGGCUAAUGGAACUAUUGUAACCAUAGUAGGCGAGGCUAUUCUGCCGGUCACUAUCGCUGGAGUGACUCGCGACUUAGAAAUCAAAGUAAUCCCCGACUUAACCGAUCAAUGCGUGUUAGGAGUCGAUUUUCUGACUAAAUUCGGAGUAGUAAUUGAUACUAGUAUCCAAAGGCUGUGGAUGGCUGAAAAACCUAUUAUUAGGAUCGCGUUUUGUAAACCCAGUAAACCAAUUAACUUCGAAGAAUGCGCAGGUCUCAUGGAACUUUCCUCUGAUGAACAAGCGGAACUUGACUCGCUAAUAAAACAGUUAGUUCCCCCUCUCCCAGAUAAGUUACCAGCCGUAACGUUAGUGGAACACGUAAUUAACACGGAGGAUCAUCCACCCAUCCGUCAAAAAAAUCAUCGAAUGUCACCGAAAGUUUGCGAAUAUUUCAUCAAAAAUUCAGAGAAUCUUGAACGUCAGGGAUUAAUUGAACCAUCCAAUGGUGAGUGGUGCAACCCGGUGUGUAUGGUCAAACAGCCGGAUGGCACUUAUCGCCAAUGCUUGGAUGUGCGUAAGGUAAAUGACGUCACAGUUAAAGACGCUUAUCCCAUACCGUUCAUGGCCGAUAUUCUCGAUAAACUAAAUGGGGCUCAUUACAUCUCCAAGAUUGACCUGAAAUUAGCUUACCACAAAAUUCCCCUUAGUGCGGAAAGUAAAGCUAAGACGGCUUUUGUCGUACCGGGGAAGGGGUUGAUGCAAUAUACGAGAAUGCCAUUUGGGCUUUGUGGAGCACCAGCCACCUUCCAACGGUUAAUGGAUAAAAUUAUAACGGCUCAAAUGAAGCCCUAUGUGUUCGCUUACUUGGACGAUAUAAUCAUUGUCACGCGGACGUUCAAGGAGCACACGGAAUGGCUGGAGCACGUAAUUAAACUCCUGCUCGAGGCUGGAUUUACCAUCAGCCCCGCGAAAAGCCAAUUCUGCGUCCCCGAAGUAAAAUAUUUAGGGUUUACCGUCAAUAAAAAUGGACUAUCUAUCGAUAAUGACAAAGUUCAACCCAUCUUAGAUUUUCCUCAACCUAAGAAUCUACGUCAACUCCGUCGUUUUAUUGGUGCGACUUCGUGGUACCGACGGUUUAUCCACGACUACGCGAAGACUUGCGAACCCUUAACUCGUCUGUUAAAAAAAGAUCAUCCGUUUAAAUGGACCGAUGAACAGGUCAAUGCAACUUCAACCCUAAAGAAAGCUUUAACUUCUGCGCCGAUCUUUGGUUACCCGGAUUUUAAUAUCGAGUUUCACGUUCAAACUGACGCAAGUAACUGUGGUAUCGGUGCCGUAUUAACGCAAAUUCAAAACGGCAAAGAACGAGUGAUCGCCUAUGCCAGCCGUAUACUCUCAAAUGCUGAACGGUCAAUGCACCUCGUACCGGAUGCAUUGUCCCGAAUGUUCGAAGACGAGACUGAGAACAAAAUCGCCGCGCUAGAAUUGACUAACGAUAAAUGGUACGAAAUUCGUAAACAAAACGUGAUUAAUGACCCACGCAAGUAUCAUAACUGGAAAGUGACUGACGAUCGACUCUAUUACUAUCGGAGUAACCCUCUGUUGGAAGAUCUUGUAGAAGACCUUUCAGCAUGGAAAUUAGUAGUCCCUUUAGGAGACCGCUUAAAAAUUAUGACAGAGGCCCAUGAACAUACCCAGGCCGGUCACUUAGGUGGCCAAAAGACUUACGAUCGUGCGUCAAUCCAAUACUAUUGGCCAGGCAUGCUUCAAGAUAUUGAACAAUUCGUUCGCAAAUGCAUUGUCUGCCAAUUAAAUAAAACAGAACAAGCCAAACCGCGUGGUUUAAUGACUCAACGUAUAGUACAUGAACCGUGGAGUGUAGUGGCCACGGACGUAAUGGGCCCAUUCCCUAAAAGCGCGAGAGGAUUCGAAUACUUAAUUGUAUUUCAAGACCUGUUUACUAAAUGGGUGGAGUUGGCCCCACUUAGAUCAGCGAACGCAAAUACUAUUACUAACUCGUUUCGUGAACUUGUUAUAAACCGAUGGGGUACUCCCCAGGUGUUGCACAGUGACAGCGGUACAGAAUAUAAUAAUAACGCGGUAAAAGAAUUAACCACCGCUUAUCACAUCCACCACUCGUUCAACCCUUUAUACCACCCACAAGCGAACCCAGUCGAGAGGACCAAUAGAGUCCUCAAGACCAUGAUUCGUUCAUUUAUCGGCGAUAACCACCGGAAUUGGGACAUUUUCAUCGGCGACUUUCGUUUUGCAUAUAAUACAGCGCUUCACAGUACAAAUCGAGUCACCCCGGCGUUCCUCAAUAUGGGGAGAGAACCCGUCCCAUUAAAAUCGUUCCGUCGGCUUGUGGAGGGGGGAGUCGAGUUGCCACCUCCUGAUGUCAAUGAGUGGACAACUCGAAUGUCUAGAUUGAAAGACCUGAGAGAAAAUAUAACUCAAAACCAAGACAAAGCUUUUCUCCGUCAGGCUAAAUACUAUAACCGCCGUUAUCGGGACCAACGUUUUGAAAUCGGGGACUUAGUUAAGAAACCGCUCCACGUCCUCUCAAAUAAACGCGACAAUAUAGCAACGUCAUUAGACGGUCGUCUCGCAGGGAGAUAUCACGCAUCCCACCUUCAACCGUAUCAUGCGGAAGAGAUUAGUAGCUAUUCGGAUGACUCGGAUGAGGAUCAAUCUCUUGACCGCGAUCUAUUAGAAAUCCACUGGUCUGAUUCGGAAUCGAAUAGGACGGAAUCGGAAACUGACCCAAUUGUGUUGACGGAACCUACAAUGGAUGUAGAACGCGUUCACCGUCACAAACUCCGCCUCCCUCUUUACAGAGGACGACCUGGAAAAUAUCCGCCAAGCGAUUGGGCGGGCUCAGCCCGUCAAAUUGACGCCGGAGGAAGAGCGCUACCUUCCGAAGGCCAAAAGUCCGGAGCCAAUUCCCGAGGAAGCAGGGGGGGUAGAUCCCGUUACCCCAGUACCAUCCAACAAUUGGGUCCUGCACGUUGA
Molecule: messenger RNA, 4824 nt
Organism: Leptopilina boulardi
Lineage: Eukaryota; Metazoa; Arthropoda; Insecta; Hymenoptera; Figitidae
Exons: 5
Coding region: 1-4824 (1607 amino acids)
Biological process (GO): DNA integration
Molecular function (GO): zinc ion binding; nucleic acid binding
Source: RefSeq, a predicted model, not a curated record